AUGAACAGAACCCAACAUGGGAUAUUCGGAAAUGGGCCAUAAGCGUAGGUGGGUGGAAACUAUAUAAUAAGACUGAUGCCCUGUUAAAAGUUGUCAGCACACAAGAACAGUGUUCCACACAUCAUGUUGACCAGCAAUGGUGUUUCGAGACUCGGAAUACAUGUCAGUGGCUGCAGCCGGCAAAUGCCAUCUGUUAAGCUGCAUAUUGGGAGAGCAGUUACAUCGGAUGGGAAGCCGCCGGCAAACAGGCUUCGAACGGGAAACAAUGUGGCUCGUAUUCAUACAAAACAGGGGGAACCAAGGUCACACCAUGCUGCCUUUGCCCGGAUGUUCAGCCCACCGGACGAAUUCAGGAGCAGAAGCGGGCCUGACGGAGAAAGUGAGGGCGGUCGGAGAGGAUUCUCGUUCGUUCAUGACGCGAGCUACGCUCACGUCACCCGCGACCAGGACGCAUCCCAAAAUCCGGCCAGCACCGAGGAUGUCCUCUUCGACAUGUUCAGAAACGAAGAAACGGAUAUAUUACCAAUCGGCAUGUUCCUGGCAGCUCUACGCAGUACGGGACUCAGGAAGACGGACCCUCGUUUGGCUGAGAUGAUGGACAACCUGCGUGAAGUACACAAGAAAAGCGGCCACGAGGGAGGAUCCCCCGAGACACAGAAACUCGAUAGGGAGACGUUUAAAAGAGUGGUCUCAGCCAACGUGGUCCUCAUAUCGCGAGCGUUCCGGCACCAGUUUGUAAUUCCAGACUUCCAGGGCUUCACAAAGCACAUCGAGGAAUUCUACUGGAAGUGUAAAUCCAACACAGAGGGCAAGGUGGCUGCAUACAUCCCUCAACUCGCACGCAUGAACCCUGACUAUUGGGGCAUCAGCGUCUGCACCAUUGAUGGACAGAGGUUCUCUAUUGGCGACGUCAACAUCCCCUUCACUCUGCAGUCCUGCAGCAAGCCACUGACAUAUGGCAUCGCUCUGGAUCAGCUGGGUAGCGACACGGUGCACCAGUACGUGGGGCAGGAACCCAGUGGCCGCAACUUCAAUGAGCUGGUGCUCGACUACAACAAGAAGCCGCACAACCCGAUGAUCAACGCGGGUGCCAUCUUGGUGUGCACUCUGCUCAAAACACUUGUCAGCCCUGAAAUGACUCUUGGGGAGAAGUUUGAUUUCACCACUAACUAUUUUAAGAGACUAGCUGGGGGUGAACAACUUGGGUUCAACAACUCCGUUUUUCUGUCCGAGCGAGAAUCGGCCGAUAGAAACUAUGCGCUGGGCUUCUUCAUGCGGGAAUACAAGUGCUACCCUGACAAGACUAACCUGAGGGAAUGCAUGGACUUCUACUUUCAGUGCUGCAGCAUGGAGGCCACCUGCGACACUAUGGCUGUGAUCUCGGCCACUUUGGCAAAUGGUGGUAUCUGUCCCAUCACAGAAGAGAAGGUACUGAAGCCAGAGUCUAUCCGUGAUGUCCUGUCCCUGAUGCACAGCUGUGGCAUGUAUGACUACUCUGGCCAGUUUGCCUUCAAGGUGGGGUUGCCUGCCAAGUCUGGAGUAUGCGGAGGGAUCCUGCUCGUCAUCCCCAACGUGAUGGGCAUCUUCGCGUGGUCUCCACCCCUUGACCCACUGGGCAACAGCUGCAGGGGCUUGCAGUUUUGUGAGGAGCUGGUUCAUGUGUUCAACUUCCACCGUUAUGACAACCUCAAGCAUGCGUCCGACAAGAAGGAUCCAAGACGCCAGAAGUAUGAGACAAAGGGCCUCAGCAUCGUGAACCUGCUCUUCUCUGCAGCUAAUGGUGAUGUCACAGCCAUGAGGAGGCAUAAGCUGUCAGGAAUGGACAUGACUCUUUGUGAUUAUGACGGCCGCACUGCACUCCAUCUGGCAGCUGCCGAAGGACACCUCAAUUGUGUGACCUUCCUCCUGGAACACUGCAAUGUGCCACACAACACCAAGGACAGGUGGGGAAACAUGCCUAUAACAGAAGCAACAACAUUCGGGCACCAAAAAGUUGUCGACUACCUGCGGCUGUGGGAAGCGACGCAUACUGAGCAUUCAGAACAGGCAGAAGAAAUUCCUAUAAGAAAACAAGCAUCAGAAGAAAGCGUCCCUCUUCCAUAAUAAGAGAUCUCUGCCUGACAGUGGGGCAAAUCCCCAGAAAUCUCCAGCUUUUGUUCCUAAAGUUGAAGGUGUUUUCUGACAUAUGACAUUUCAAAACAAACAUGGAAAUAGUGCAGGUUUUCUGAACCUGUUCGUCGCAAUCUCAUGAUAUACGCGUGGUCGUCACGUUCAUAUCUGCCAUUUACAGAACUAACCCAUCACCCAGAACAAAAUUAAAGUUGGCUAAACCGCAUAGCAUCUUUGUUUCCUUUUAAUCUGUUAUCUGAGCUACCUCAGAACAUGUUUUGAAUUAUCUACAAUUUGUGUGAAUAAACAAACUUUGUGUUUCAUGGAACAAAAUUAAAUUCACCAAGCUUUCAGAAUACAUUAAUAUAUGUACCAACAUAAAUACCACAUUUAAUUCAAAUCUGCAAACUGGGUUUGGAAAUUAAUGAAGACACUAAACAGAUAUAAUUUUCUGCUUCAUAAACACAGCACAAAAAAAUACAUUAUAAUAUGGCAAUAUCUGUUACUGAACUGUUAAUGCCUUCCUCUCCAAAGCAGAAUCAAAUGUUUUCCCAUACUAAAAGUAAGUAAACAGCCUGCAUUUGUUACAUUCUAUCGCUAGUACUACCCAUGCACAGGGCGGGCAAACGCAAUAUUCUUCAUUAAAUCACGGAACUAAAAGUGACAGUGGAACCACGGUUCUG
Molecule: messenger RNA, 2792 nt
Organism: Zootermopsis nevadensis
Lineage: Eukaryota; Metazoa; Arthropoda; Insecta; Blattodea; Termopsidae
Source: RefSeq, a predicted model, not a curated record